Xiphias gladius (swordfish) is the source of this 8165-nucleotide messenger RNA. Its product is annotated as cilia- and flagella-associated protein 54-like. NCBI's taxonomy places the organism in Eukaryota, Metazoa, Chordata, Actinopteri, Istiophoriformes, Xiphiidae. Gene Ontology annotation, biological process: cilium assembly. The transcript has 57 exons. The record is from RefSeq and is a predicted model, not a curated record. Gene Ontology annotation, molecular function: protein binding.
AUGGACUUACCGGCUUCAUAUUACGGGGAACUUGAUAAAAGAAACCCAGUUAUUUUGGCAUUUGAACAGGACAUUAACUCGUUUAUAACACUGAUGAGACGAGUCGUUUCUUCAUCCAGCCAAGACAAAAACGGCUCUUAUGCUAAAGGGAUUAAAAUCCUGGUGGAGAUAUGGAAAAAUUACAAACAUCGACUGCCUUCGAGGUUGUACCAGGAGCGUAUGUUGCAAAUUGCAGAUUUUCUCUUUGGAAUAAAGUUGUACCAGCUGGCUCUUUGGCAGGGCUAUAGUCUCCACCUGCUGCAGUUCAACUCAGUGAAAAUAACAGACGUCACAGAUGUGGACCACUUCAUGGCCUGCUUCUUCCCUGAAGGUUUUGAUACAGACCAAGAUGCUUUUGCCAUGAAGAUCCGUGCAAUGCAGGGCUGUGCCCUGUGUAUAUUUGAGCUGGAGAAAAGGCACGGCGUCCUCAGUCAGAAGGUACUCCGUAAACUGCUGUGUGUGCUGAACUUCAUCAGGAUCAUGAUGCGGGCUUUUCAGCAACAUGAGCAACUCUGCUGGCAAAUAUAUAAUGGUUCGUUACACAUCUACACCAUCUGUCGUUAUCUGAUGACCAUGAAUUGUAGUGCACAGGCACUGGAGUACCUUCUGUGGGCAAGCAUCAGUUUAGAGCUGUCAGUCCCUCUGAUGACUGCUAAGAAUCUGCCAUGGAUUGUUACACUCUACUGUUCUGUCUGCCACUGUUACUAUGACAACCAGGCUGCAGUGCAGGCAGAGGAAUUUUCCAGGAGAGCCCUUGGAAAAAUCCAUGAGCUAGCAAAGCUAGAGGAGCAGAGUGAAGUUCCUGCCACCAGAGAGACCCAGAGAGCUUAUAAAGAAGCCUCUAUCAAGCUGGGUGCCAUGAUUUUCAAGCGGGCAGUGUAUGAGGCCAGAAGGAGACCCAAACCCAUGUUCAGAGUCAAAACCAAAAGCACACUUAAAGACAUACCUAAUGUGCCAUGGCCCCGUACUACAACAGAGCACAUGCUAAUGGGCCUGUUUGACAGCAGCGCAGCACAGUUCUUGGGGAUCUUAGAAGCACUCUGGGACAGCACCAGACACCCACUGCAAACAGGGAUGCCAGAUGAACCAGAGCUGCAGCAGGUGAUCCUGGAACUCCUGUCUGCUGGCAUCAGUAUAUUAUCUGGAGUCGAAACUGUAAGUGAGCAAAGGUGUGAUGACCACACAUACAUGUGUCUUAGUGCAUUGACACCAACAUCCACUCUAAUAGAUUUAGCCAUUAAAGGAGAAAACAAAGUUCCCUUCAUGUCUGCUGUGAGGUUCAUUAAACUACUAUUCCAGUACAAGCAGCCAGAUGCAUUCACUGAACUUGCCAGAGAGAUGCUGCAGCUUUUGUCAGGAGUGGAAGGACAGUCAUUCAGGAAGGCAGAGAUGGAGAUCGCUUUACUUGAUGGCUUCAACAGUCUGCUGUCUUCCCAGAGGAACUGUCCUAAACAAGACAACAUGAUUGAUGACAGACACAAGUCUUCAUUCUCAAUGAGUGAAGAGUUAAUUUGCCUGGUACACACCCUGCACAAGGCUGUUUGUGGCUGUGCUCCUGAGGUGCAGCCAGAUGGGGACCUGGUUUUGGAUGUUGUGUUAUUUCUGUGGGGUCAAGUGAAAGUGGUCAUGCAGCGAGAUAAGCUGCAAAACCCAGAGUUUACACACUACCUUGAGAAGGUAGAUAAUUACGACAAGUGGCUGUGGUGUCUGUCUAGACUGUGUGAGGUGGCCUUUGCCUGUGACCUGGCAACUGUGGACUGCAUAAUGACGACAGAGAUGAUCUACACAUUGGUCAUACAGCUUGAGAAUGCAGCUGAACGUAGUAAUAAAACACAAUGUCCAGGUGAGUGAUUAGCUCCUGAAGGAGAUGGUGAUGGUGUGAAACCAAGCUCUUUCUCUCUUCUUGAGAGUUCAAGUACCCAGCUGCUUCAGAAGGUCUGUGAAGUGGUGAGGAGCGGUCUUAAAACUCUGGCAAAAGGUGUAGCUGCACUGUUGCCCCAAGAUUGCUCAUCAGUCACUGACUCUAGCUUCAUGCAGAAAUUUUGUCCCCACCCUCCACCGACUCCCUCCCUAUCUUCUCUGACAUCAUCAGAAGAGGGAAGUGAGGAAGAUGAAAUAAGUAAGAAGGAACAAGAAGAAGUGGAAACUAAGGCAGAAUCAGAUAUUAAAAGCUCUCAAGAUACUCAGUCCACACGUGUGCCCCUGCUGGCUACAGACCUUCAUCUAGAGCUGGAAAUCAUCUACCACAGGGCUUCCCUCAAGUUACUGCAGCUAAAUGCAGUUGCAGAGUCUGAACUGUUGGAUCGGAUCAAGAAGAACAAGGUGUCUGAAGCUCUUUUUCUGAUCCAAAAAGCCUUGUUGGUGUACAACAACAUGGAACCAAAUAAGAACAACAAAACCAAGAGACUGCUAGAGGAGGCCUCCUCCCUGAUAGAGAAAGCAGGAGUAGAGGAGAGAAGACUGUUUAUCUCCUCCACCUCUAAGACUCCAUCUGAAAAUAAAGUCAAAGUAAUAAAGGAGGAAGAAGAACACCCUCCACCACCCCCUAUCCUACUCUCACGCACUGAAAACUCCUUAACCUUUGCCCCAGCACCUUAUAAUUUGGAGGGACAAGUGUGCUGGUACCAGCUCUGUGGCCAUGCCGCUGAGGGCAUUAACCACAAAGUCCGCCUUGGAGACUGCAGCCUGCCAGGAACUGGAAAUAUGGUACCAGCAAUAUCUGGUGAGUGCGUGUUGAGGGUCGAGGGGCUGGUGCCCAACCAGAAAUAUGUGUUUGCUGUUGCAGCCUACAACAGCCAGGGAAAGCUACUGGGCAACACCAUAGGGGGGAAAACAUUCCCACUGCUGGCAUCGAUGCCUGUACCACUGCUUUCCGUGUGGGCUCAUUUGGCUCAGGUGGCAUUUCAAACAGAGCAGUAUGCCUUAGCAAAGAGAGCCUGCAGGGAACUGUGGAACCACUAUACCAUCCCUGACCCUGGGUACCACAGUACACAGGAUAGAUUCGCUACCACAAGGCUGCAUAAACAGGCCCUAAAACGCUCCUCUCCUCACCUGUGUCAGUUGUUCCUCAAUUCCAUCUUCAUUGAGACAGAGAUCAACAUUCAGCAAGGAUCUCUCUACUGUGACUCAUUCAGUGACAAGGGACCAUUUAUCUGGGAACAGGAAGCCAGACUGGCAGAAUGUGAGCGAAUGCUGGUGGCCAUGGACUUGGCGAUGUGUUUGAAUGAUCGUAUUGCUGCCAUGCAAGCUGUAGUAAGCUGUUAUGGCCUCUUGGCACCUCUAAUCUUCCAUCAGAUCACUUGCAACCCUGUGGUACAGGUGCUAAAAAAAUGCUUGAUAGUGUUGGAGGAGAACUCAGGUCUUCUCAAAAAAAAAUGGAAUGGAAACCUCUCAGAGUCAUUUAUGCACAUGAUAGCCUGCAUCACCUACUACCUGUCGAAGACAUUACGUGUGCUCAGGGAGCAUCAGACGGCUUUUGCAGUGAUGGACUGUGGUCGCAGGCUGCUCCAGGAGGUCUGUGAUGCCCAGCUGCAGAUCAGGAGAUUUGUCAAUGAAUCUGUGGGUUCUAAGACGGUAGAUCAUGCUGCAGUCAAGGGUGAAAUGAAGAUAAGUCUUCAGCUGAAGGCACUGCAUGUGAAGAACAAGAAAAUAAUCACAUCUGAAGCAGCUCUCACCACAGACAAUGAGGUUUCACGCCCAAUGACUGGCAGGGAGGAUCCCACCAUAUUGUACGAUCUGAUCUCUAGCAGCACAUUACAGGACGCCUAUCAAGAUGUGAUGAAGCUCAGACGCAAGAUAUAUUUCACUGAGUAUGCGGUGCUACUACUCCAGAGAACCAUGGAAGAAGGCCAGCCAGACCUUGUGUUAAAGUGGGGGAGAAGCAUAUUUGAAUUCCUCUCCAGGCGGGACGAGGCAAUGGGACUGUCUAGAAAGCGUUUGGAGGGAAACAGUCACAGUAAAAGAAGAAAUAGUGUUCAGGCUCCGAAAGGAAAUGAACCAUCUCAGCAGAACAAGAACACACCUUCUCAUGAUGAUGCAAGAAAAAAAAUAAAGCAGAAAAUGCGACAGAGCAUGCUUCAGAGAGUGAGAACUAACAGGGAGAUGCAGGCUGUGGAGAACCUGCUUACCAUGAUGUCGUCUGUGGUGCAACGCCACAAGAGACAGCUUCAACUGAGGAACAUGUGCUGUGAGGAGAGAGUGUGGAGGUCACAUCUUAACUACAGCAUGGCUCAGGCACAUAUAGCACUGCUUUACCAGGGCCUGGAUCAGCUGCAUGGCGGAGUCCUGCAGCACAGGUACAGCCAGUUAAAUCGCUUGUGUUUCUCUCUGGCCUACUCGGGUGUUCUGGUACGGAGGACCACACAGCAACAACAGUCUUCCAAAUAUGAGGUUGUUUCAGAUAGAGACUCCUCUCACUCCGGGCUUAGGGAUUAUAUGACUUCAGACAAAGACAGGCACAAAAAGGAGGUUAGAGCUGAUGAUUGUGUCACAGAGGAGAGUUGUGAGGAGGGAGAGGACCUCUCUCAAACUGUAGAACAGCAGAUUGAGAUGCACAGGCGCACUGCUGCCUUGCUGCUGGACUCACUUAACAAAGCUGCUUUACAUCUCCGAAGGGCCAUGGUGUUGGCCCAUCGUGGCAGCUACUGGACCACUCUGCAAUGUGUGUGUCAGACUGUGUGGGACCAAAGCUGCAGAAUUGCCUUCCUUGUACAGACAGGAGUUCAGCUUGAACCUCACUCCCCCCUGACAGAAGAACAGCUGCACACCACCUUCACGCAGCUACUGGUGCUGGCUACUGACCUAAUCAUGGACAUGAUGAACAAACUAAAGCUGUGGAGUUAUUAUGACAGUGACUUGACUGAGGAGGACCUAGAGUCCAGUCUUCACUAUUCAGCCCCACUGGAUGACAGCACCCAGGUGGACCUGCGUUGGGUCUGUACCUUGGUGUUGCACACACUGGAGCGACUUCAUGAAAGUGGCAAAUGGGAAAGCCUGGCCCACUUUGCCUUACUUUUCAACUCAUACACACGGGAACGUUAUGCCUUGAUCGUAACUCCUCUACUAGUCCAUGCUCAGAGGAGGCUGGUUGAAAGGAUUAGUUGGUUUGGAGGACCUGCAGUUCCACAACCACACCAUGUCAAGACACAGAACGCCACUGGCAAGGAGGUAACUUGCCAGAGCUACGCAGGCUGCCAGCUGCUCAGUGGGUGGACCCCCCACCAUGCACAGCAACCACCCAUUCUCAAAAAGGCAGCACUCACAAACUCCACUCCUCAACAUGCAGAGGAGCUUAAAGGUGCAGAAAUACAGCACUCCUUGUCCCUUGUGUGCAUUCCCCUGGAUGUAGAGGACACACUGAGGUGUUACCAUCAAGCUCUAGAGAGAAGACCACAUUGUCUUCGGGUCUUCCAGCAUAGUCACUCAUUACUGUUGCUGCUUCAGGCAUACACACAGCCCUGCUUUGCAGCACAGUUGCGACACUGUCAGAGCGCAAGUCUCAGCCAUUCUGCAAGCCUGGUGGAUUUCAGUCCCUUAGUUAUGCCAACUCCAAACAUCCAACCUUGUGACCUGACAGAGGAAGAGUACAGUACUCCAAAUGCUCUCUACAGCCUCCCUAUCAGCACUGACCACAUGCCGACUGUCACUGCUGCAUACUCCAACUCCAUUAAGUAUCUCCAGGCCAACAGUCAUGACUCCCUCAGAGUUUUGGCACUGCAUGACAUGGGAAACCUACAUUUCUACAAUGGAAACAGAAGGGCAGCACACUCAUACUGGAGUAAAGCUGUGGAUUGUGCCUUACGGAGCUCAGGUGCAGUAGAGAAAUGGGAUGGCUUGUCAUUUGGAAGUGGCUCCCUGCAACAAACCCUGAAACAGGCUGGCAUUUGGGGAUGUCUACAGGCUGCUGGGCUCACUGCUAAGAUUGCACAGCUUAUCUUAACUUCUGAUAUCAGCCAGCGGACCAAGUGCUGUCUCCUUUCUGCUCACCUCUUUAAGUGUGUGCUGUGCUGCUCCCUGGCUCAACCCCAAGAUGAUCUCAAGUAUGCCUCCCACAGCAUCGGAGAUGAACUGCUCCCUGGAGUUGACCUUUUCUCUGAAGCUCACAGGGUUCAACUCGGUACCACUGUAACCAGCCUUAACUUCAUCUGCCACUGGCUUUUCACCACAGGCUACUACAUCACGCUACUGCCCAUACUAGCUCUUUACCUACAUUUUGUGGGGACUGUGUGCAGAGAUGUGCAACACACUGUGGAGGGCAAAAUACUUAAGAUACGUGCCCUUACUGAACUGUGUCUGUUUACUGAAGCUGCAAAGGAGGCAGUUCAGCUCACACAAGGAAUAGGUGUCCUUCUGCCUCAUGGACACUACAUUGCCAAAGACGAUUGCCAACCUGGGAAGACGUUCUACAGCAACAAGUCUCUCCUGGACAAUGCUGAGGCUUUGGAAGAACUUGUGAACUGUGACUGUGCUCCAGUGGUCCAAACGAUAUAUGGAUCCACAUUGUGCCUUCGAUUCAACCUGGCUCGUAUUCAACUAGUCCUGGCACUCAGUAACACUGUACAUGGCCCUCCUGUGCCAGAUUCUGUUGAAGGAGAGGCUUGUGCCAGCAUAACAAGUUGUUCAGUGAACUCAAAACAGCAUGAACAGGACAGACUGGACACUGAGAGCACCUGUCUUAAGACAGAUAAGCCAAAAGUGCUAGAUCUGGAUACAGAGAAGGAGAAGCUCACUCCAGAAAGGAUUAAGUUCCUUUUGUUAGAGGGAGCGUCCUCCUUGUUGCACUCAGUUUCACAGCAGCUCACAUCUCAGUGCUGUAGUGAAAUGGAAAACCUGGAACUGGCAAUAGAGUCCAAUCUUCUAAAGGCCAAUCUCUACCAUCAGCAGCGACAUACUGCACUUAGUUCUGAGAUGGCAGUUUCAUCCUUGGUGCUGCUGCAGACGUCUCCUGUAAUCAUGAGAGGAUCCAUACCUGGCUCUCAGAAACCUGUGUCUGAGCUCCCACAUCCCAGGGCUCGAAGUGAACGGGUAACUAAAGAUUGCAGUGUGUCAAACGCUCUCCAUGGAGACUGUCCCAGAGCAAUUGAGGCAAGUGAGAGAAUUGGAGUUUCUCUGUGGCUGCGUUGCCGCCUGGCUCUGGUCCGCAGCAUGACUGCACACAUCCCUGACACCACUGUCCUUUUUCCAGGUAAGAACGUUUAUGAGGAGGCAGCUCGGGUGAUACAGGAGGGUCUUGACGAAUGUGCACUGUGGGGAGACCUCGAUAGUCAAGCCCUUUUGAUGGUCGAAGCUGCGGAAUUGGAAGCACAGAGAGGCAAGACAGAUGACAGCAUGGCAGUGCUGCAGGAAGCAGUGAGCCUACUGUCAGGACGGACAUGCAUACCACCAAGGUCCAGUGUGACUCUGGCUCGGGCUACUUUGCUGCUCAGCGACCUGAGAAGAGUACAGAGCACCACACUUCUAAAGCUGACACAGAAACUACUGCAAAAACAGCUAUGUAUUUUUGGUGAGAAUGUGGUGUUGGAUGAUGGAAAAGUGUGUUUCUCUCCUCCCGUACCCAGCAACAUCUACCUCCCAUAUCUCAGCAUACUGGAUCAGACCACUUUGCGAAUUGGUCGCAUCCAGGAUCUCAGUGCCAUGGAAAUGCCAGUGUCUGCACAGUCAUUAGAAUCCACUUCCAGGCAGCAUUCGCACAAGUCCAGCCAGACUGAGAGAGACUCUCAAGCACCAGUUCCAUCUCUGAGAAAUCCAAGCACCUCCAAUCCUAGAAGCCCACAAAGCUCAGCCGGAUAGCCAGAAUAGAAUAACACCAAUGAGGUGUUGCAGUUAGCAGUGCUCUCUCCCAGCCCUGUGCCUAUUGAGAAACAUAGCUGGAUUCUGAAUUGGGUAUAGAGCCACUAGCAUGUGUCUUUGUUUCUGUUCCUUUGGAGCAUGUUUUGUUAAAGAGAGUUAGAGUUAGAGUUAGAUAGUUAGAGUUAGAUAAGAAGAUCAAUACCACUCUCAUGUCUAUCAAACUACCAUGUUAAGUUAUGAUGAUGUUACAUAUAUAUAUAUACUGUAAAGUAAGUAACAACCUUGAAACUUUAGCAUCUGAAGAAAGUAGUGCCUUAAUCUAAACUCAUUCAACAGCA